AGGUAAGGUUUACUAGGUUCUUUCCAGAAACAAGCAGCAGUUAUCGGAAAAACAUAAUAGUCAUCAUCUGCCUAUGACUCUCGCUUCACCAGAAAUAUUUACUUCCUGUUUGGGCGUGACCCAUGAAAGGGGACGGCCCUGAGCUAGAAGCCGACUAGUAAGAGCAAAAGUGAAACAGAUAUGUCAGAGCUUGUUUCCUGUUUAUAGUCAGUGUCAGUGAACAGUGAAAUGGAGUCACCGCGAAGUCCAAGCGACGGAGGACUCAUCACCUGUCCCAUCUGUUUGGAUUUACUGAAGGUUCCAGUCACGACUCCGUGUGGACACAGCUUUUGUUUGGGCUGUCUCGAACGUUACUGGGACACCAGCAGGGAUGUUUGCAAAUGUCCUCAGUGCAGAGAGACCUUCACACCAAGGCCACGGCUGAAGAAGAACUGCUUGUUAGCAGAGUUGGUGGAUGAGCGGAAGAGCAAGAGAAGACAUGCGUCUGCUUAUGCAGGACCGGACGACGUGGCUUGUGAUCUCUGUGUCAAACGGAAAAUGAAAGCGCAAAAGUCCUGUCUGGUGUGUCUGGUGUCUUAUUGUGAUGAGCACCUCCAACCUCAUUUAGAGGGUCCAGCCUUUAAGAGGCAUAAACUGGUUGCGCCAUCCAAGGAGCUGCAAGACAGCAUCUGCGCUCACCAUGAUGAUGUGAUGAAGCUCUACUGCUGUGUUGAUCAGCAGGGCAUCUGUUCUGUCUGUGCUGUCCACCAACACAAAGGCCACGACAUGGUCUCAACUGAAGCAGCGAGAGUUGAGCGAGAGAAAGAGGUGGAUCGCAGACGGACUAGGCUCCAGCAGAGUAUUCAGAGCAAGGAGAAAGAUUUGAAGCUGUAUGAGCAGCAGGUGGCGAGCAUCAAUCUCUCCGCUGAUAAAGCUUUGGAUGUCUGUCAACAAAUCUUUGGAAAGAUGAUAAGUCUUCUCCAAAAAAGACAGUCCAGUGUGGAACAGAAGAUCACAUCCCAGUGGGAGGGUGACCUGGCACAUGUCCUGGGACUCUGUGAGCAGCUUGAGCAGCAAAUCAUGGAACUUAAGAAGGAAGAUGCCGAGCUGGAGAAGCUGUCUCAAAUCGACAGCCACAUUCAGUUUCUCCAGAACUUCUCCUCACACUCAUCGGUCCCAGAAGAAACAUUCUCAUCCGCAAACGGUAUAGAGCCUCACUGCUACCUUCAGGAAGUGGCAGCCGCUGUUUCGGUGUGCAGAUGUCAACUUCAGGACUAUCAGAGGGACUCCUGGACAAACUUCUGCUCGACACUAACACCAGAGGAGCAUUUUCAGAUGGUAGCUGAGCCCCAGACCAGGGCACAGUUCCUCAGAUAUUUGCGUGACAUCACGCUGGAUCCAAACACCGCCGAGUCUAAGUUGCAGUUGUCGGACGGAAACAGGAGAGUGACAAAAAUGGAAGAAGAUCAGUUUCAUCCAGAUCAUCCUGACAGAUUCACCACGUACUCUCAGGUCCUGAGCAAAGAGACUCUGACUGGACGCUGCUAUUGGGAGGUGGAGUGGAGCGGAGGAGGAAUUUAUGCCGCAGUUGCGUACAAGAGCAUCAUCAGAGAGGGCGAAGAAAGCGGGUUCGGGGACAAUAUUGAAUCUUGGUCUCUUUACUCUGACAACGUAAGCUGCAUAUUUCGACACGGUAAAGUCACAACAACCAUCUCUGAAUAUCCAUCCAACAAAUUGGGGGUGUUCCUGGACCACUCUGCUGGUCUACUGUCCUUCUAUAGAGUCUCGGAAACCAUGACUGUCCUCCACCAAGUCCGGACCAGGUUCACCGAGCCCCUCCACGCCGGAGUCUUGCUGGGUCAUAGAACUACGUGUGAGUUCCUGGAUUUAAACUAGAGCGGCGUUUGUGUGUCAGAACUUCCUGUUGUAAUCGUGAUUAUGAAUUAAUACAGUUUUUACUUUCGCGUUCAUUCACAAGUAAUCAUCAACAGUUAAUAUUCAGUUGUACUCAUUCAUUUCCAUUACCUUUUGAAGAGUAUGAAUUGAAUUUAUUAUGCAAACACAUCAUCACCUUUGUCCCAUUUGGGAUGUAGCCGUGAGCGUGUAUUCAGUGUUUGCGAGUUCCACUCCUUCCACACGCGGGUGUGCUGGACUGGUGCAGAGCAGGGAGUGUCACCUGAGUGUCAGAAAUAUUCUGACGUAACGCCACAACAUAUCAAUCAUUCAUAUAUUGUAAUAAAGCAAAACGGUUUCUCCUGCACACCAACAUUCCGUUCAGAAGCACCGGUGAUGUAACAGGAUAUUCAAGGUAAAGGAUCUCAGGUACGGAGACGGAACUGCGACCGUGCAUGUUUAUUUUAUGAUCAAAUGGAAAGCCAAAAGACUCUCUGAUAAACAGCCGGCUGCUCAUACUUUGCUGCUCUUUUAUUCAAGUUAUUACGGUAGAACACAAACACCACCAUAAAGUGAUGGAAAUGUAAAGUGAAGAACAACGUCUGUAAAUGUGUAAUUUUAUCAAUUGUAAAGAAGAAUUAAAAAAGAACAUUGAAGAAAAUGUAUUUUUGUGCUUGUAUUAUUAUUAUUUCAUCAAGCUCACGCACAGGCUCGCAUGCAGCCUUUUUUUUUUUUUUUUUUUUUUUUUGCCACUAAGUAGCUCUGGACGUGGGAGUGGAACGGCAUACGAUGAUCAGAACACCACCAUUACAUAACGUGCCCACCCAAAUGUUCUCCUUAAUUGACCUAAGUAAUGAGGAAAUAUGCAAAUUAGCGCAUAAAGCAGAAGCGAAAAGUCUUUUCUCACAAGUGGUCAUGAAAUUAGUCGUGAGGAGUCAUGACAAAUUCGAGCACGCUGACCACCAAAUGGGUGUUUUGACACGUUCCUCACAUUACUGCACGCAUCAUUGGAUUUGGGGGAGAAAAAAAAACCCUGAAGUGGAUUUUUAAGCAUUGGGAAUUAAUAAACUUAUCAUAAAGGGGCGUGUUGAGGGAGCAGUCAGGACCAGUGUUUCUUCUUUCGCUAACUCAGCGGGAAAAAAAGGAAGCUUUUGGCUGUUAGUUUGGUCGAAAGACAUUACGCUCUGCAGGAUGUUUAUGUGCAGACCUGGGCCAAGGUCUGUGUGUGACCUUUGCCCAAUUGUAUUCUUUCAACAAGCAAAGCCUUUUUAUCUUCAGUUCCUUGUCAUGUUUACAGUCAUCUUAAACCUUGGUUUUCUCUUUAAAUGGCUCUCUCACACAAGUAUAUAUUGUGAGCCCUCUUGCCUCUUCAUCACCUACUGUGGUGACCCCUGAUCAUGAAUGAGUUUUCAUGCUAGCCAUCCAUUGUAUGGAGCUAAUCCAAGGUGUGGUCGCGCCAUCUGAAGUAAAGAGAAUCAGAC
This is a messenger RNA of Synchiropus splendidus (mandarinfish), 3353 nucleotides long. RefSeq names its product tripartite motif-containing protein 16-like. Gene Ontology annotation, molecular function: zinc ion binding; protein binding. The transcript has a single exon. Bases 229 to 1875 code for a protein of 548 amino acids. The record is from RefSeq and is a predicted model, not a curated record. NCBI's taxonomy places the organism in Eukaryota, Metazoa, Chordata, Actinopteri, Syngnathiformes, Callionymidae.